Molecule: messenger RNA, 3877 nt
Organism: Anopheles merus
Lineage: Eukaryota; Metazoa; Arthropoda; Insecta; Diptera; Culicidae
Product: protein RUFY3
Exons: 9
Coding region: 1161-3614 (817 amino acids)
Cellular component (GO): cytoplasm
Molecular function (GO): metal ion binding
Source: RefSeq, a predicted model, not a curated record
UAUCCUUGAUUCCUUUACCAUCGAAAAUAUAAAUACUAUCCCGAAAAGCUUAUCAAGCGAGAGCGAUAAGCGUGUUGUUUUAUCUAGAAUUAAGUGUAAAGUUGCAUGUAUUCCAAAUCAUGGCCAUUCGGAACGUUGCGGAUCGUACAAAUACUGACUAAAAUUGUAAUCUCUCAUUCAUAUCAUACCCGUGCCUUUAGAUACAUCAUUCAAUCAUUUCACAUGUAUUGAAGCAACACAUUCUCUUGCGUCGAACACGUACUUUUCUAUGGUAGGGAGGCUAUGCCAAUUGUCUUACAUAAAAAGUGCAUCUGCUGCAAUACCUUUCCGCCUGAAUUGCGCUCUUUGUCCUCACUGCCACUGGUGAGUCACACCGUUGCGUGUAAAUUAGCCUACCAAUACAUCUAACACCGUACCACGAACGUAAACAAACGAUGCUUCCAACUGCACCGGCACUAUACGAACAUGAGGAUGUGUGGAACGGUUCUGUCUUUCAUUCUUCCCUCCGUGCAUGUGCGUGCGUGUGAAGUACCCAUCGCCGUGCGUUUGUUUUGUUUACUACCCUUUCUUCUCGAUGGAAAGUAACAGGAAGCAGUCGGAACAUGGAACCGGUCGGUGGGUAUGGAGCGCGUUGGCGGAUUCAGAAGACAUGCGAUUGCGCAUGUCCUUCUUCUGUGUCGUCGUACACAACACAACACCGUCCCAUAGUGCAAAUGUCAAACCCUUGGUAGUUGGUUUCUUCUGCAGCUGCCCUACAGUUUCAUUCAAUCCGUCUGUCCACGCUCGCUGGUCUAGCGUUCGUACCACAGCAGGCGUUGAGUUUGGUGAAAAAUCGAUAAUUUUAGCCAAUGCAGAACGACCGCGGUGUAGUUCUGCCAGACUGCAACGUAAUUUGUACGCUGGUUUAGGGCAACAAUAUGCAGUAAUUGUGUGUUUUUUGGAUAACGCUGGAUAAGGAGAAUAUCACACCGACUAGAUAACGUUGGUGUUGAAGUGCCCAUUUGCUCCAAUGCAAUACUGUCCUCGUGACGACAAAAGGUGAACGAAAGUGCGUUACCAGACGGCAAAAUAUUUCAAUCGACACCGGACAGUUUAACCACAGCAGCAAAACGGAAACAUUGCUGAGUCACCCGUUAGGCUCCGUAAAUCGCACUCCCAAAAUGCGUGCGUUGGGCAUUGCACAGCCGAACAACCAUCAUCAAACGACGGUCGCCAGCAACAACACCACCACCUCCACCUCCUCCUCCUCCACCACCGCCAGCAAUGUCGGCAGCGUCGGUGCGUCGACCGGUGGCAGCGCGGCGGCCGGGAUCAACGGUAAGAACGGCAACGGAGAUGGACACCAUCACGGACCGGGUGCCACCCUGAUUACGCUGCCCCGUGCCAUCCCCGCCGGCACUGGGUCGGCCGGCGAUGGACACCACCGCCUACCGGGUGGGCAGCUGCGGACAGCCGGACACGGUGGCGGGGUGGCCGGCGGGGGCAGCGUCAGCGAUACCGCCGCCCAGGACACGAUCUAUCUGUGUAACUUUCGCGUCACCGUCGACGGCGAGUGGCUCUGUCUGAAGGAGCUGCAGGAUCUCGAUAUCAAAGACGGCCAGGCGGGCGGUGGCGGCGGCGGCAGCGGCGGGGCCGAUGCGCUGGGCGGCGGCGGAGGUGGUGCGGGCGGAGGAACCAGUGACUGCAACGCACUCAAUAGUUUCGGUAUAAUAGAGAACGUAAAAUGCGAAGAGAAGAUUAUCGAGCGCGAUUGGGUUAACUACUACUCUCGCGAUCCGGCCUCCAUCGAGCGGAGCAAUCUGGUGAAGAUAUGCAAACUGGUGGUGAAGGAAUUGCUGGAGCAGUCGCUGCGCUUUGGCCGCAUGCUCGACUCGGACCACCUUCCGUUGCAGCACUUUUUCAUCGUACUCGAGCACGUUCUGCGCCAUGGACUGAAGCCAAAGAAGGGUCUGCUAGGGCCCAAAAAGGAGCUGUGGGACAUUUUACAAAGCGUCGAGCGGUACUGCGUCGAAGCGAUGGAUAUUACCUCCUCCGUGCGCGAUUUGCCCACGGUACGAACGCACAUGGGACGCGCCCGAGCGUGGUUGCGUUUGGCACUGAUGCAAAAGAAGCUGGCGGACUAUCUGCAGGUGCUGAUCGAGCAUCGGGAUGACUCGCUAGCCGAGUAUUACGAACCGCACGCGCUAAUGUUGAGCGAUGAGAUAAUUAUCAUCGUCGGCAUUCUCGUGGGCUUGAAUGUGAUCGAUUGCAAUCUGUGCGUGAAGGAGGAAGACCUAGACUCGCAGCAAGGUGUGAUCGAUUUUUCGCUGUACCUUCGCUCAAGCUCUCGCAACAGCCCGGACGAGGAAAACAAUGGUGGUGUUGGGGGUGGGAUCGAUGACAGUGCCACCGGUGCCAUGACGGCCGUGCUGGACCAGAAGAACUACAUCGAAGAACUGAACCGACAUCUCAAUGCUACGGUGGCGAACCUACAGGCCAAGGUUGAAUCACUCACUACGACCAACGCGCUCAUGAAGGAGGAUUUGGCAAUCGCACGGAACAGCCUGAUGGCGCUGCAAGCCGAAAAUGCUGCCCUCCGAAGGGCGUCCCAGCAUGGGCACCCGAUCGAGGACAAAACGAACGUGCUGGACCGGUUCGAUCCUGAGAUGGCGGAAACACUGGCGGAAGAGCGCAAAAAACGGCAGGAAAUCGAAAAAGAGCUGGAUCUACAAGUAUCGCUGAAAGCGGAAACGGAAAUGGCCAUGAAGCUGCUGGAGAAGGAUAUACACGAAAAGCAGGAUACGAUCGUGUCGCUGCGUCGCCAGCUCGAGGAUAUCAAGUCGAUCAAUCUCGACAUGUACCGUAAGCUACAGGAGUGCGAAGCGUCGCUGAAGCACAAAACUGAGCUAAUGUCGCGGAUGGAAACACAGCGCGAAUCGAUGGCCAGUGCAAUUACGCAGCUGGAGAAAAAAUACAGCUCGGAAACUGCGAGCCUGAACGCGUUGCAAGAAUCCUCUCAGGCACUCUCACUGCAAGUGAUCGCCAGCGAGCAGCGAGCCGCCCGGGCCGAAGCAGAUCUGCGCAUCGAGCGCGAGUGGCGAACGGCUAUGCAGGAGAAGGAAAUGGAACACAAGGAAGCGAUCAGCGAUCUGCAGCUGCAGGUGAAACAAUUAAUGGACGAUUCCAAGCAACUCGGAAAAGCUAACGUAGAGCUGGAAAAGCUUCGCAGUCAGUGGGCCGAAGAUCAGCGCACGCUGGAGGAGCUGGGCGUGCAGCUGAGCGUCAGCAAGCUACAGAUCUCGGAACUAAAAGAAAGAGGUGCCGGAGGAAGUCAGCACAGUUCCGACCACACCAAGGGGGACGGAGUAGAAUCGGGUGUAGGUGGCACUGGCGGCGGUUGGACACCGGAUAAGGUCGUUUCGAAGUGCACCGGUUGCGAGAAGGAGUUUAGCAUAACGCGCCGAAAGCAUCACUGCCGUAACUGUGGGAAGAUAUUUUGCUCCAGCUGCUCGGAGCACGUGGCCGCGCUAGGGGGAACGGGUGCGCCGGAUCACCAGCAGUCCGGGACACCGAACGGAAGCAGCAAACCGGUGCGCGUGUGUGAUCAUUGUUGGGAAAAGUUGGCCACCAAGUAGUGGAGGGGACAUGGCUUCACCUCCCUCUGUUUUCAAAGGUUUUAAUUAUUGAAGCGAAUCAAUUCCAACCACUCGACAAAAUGCUACCCGGGAUGCCUUAUCUAUUAGCGAAACUACCAUGUGGUGUUGUGCAUAAUCAGCGUCGUGUAUGCAAAAUGAAGCAGCAGUAGUAGAGUAUCAGCUCGACAAAUGUUUCAUACAUCUUUAUAUACUUGGAAUGUUCGGUAGAAUAUUUAUUUUAAUAAAUAUAAGUACAUGUGAAU